AUGGCCUUCGCGCCCAUGGGGCCCGAGCCCUCGUUCUUCCAGGCUUUGGACCAGCACAGGGCUUCCCUGCUGGCCGCCCUGAGGAGAGGCGGCAGGGAGCCCGCGGGCGUGGGGACCCGGCUGGUCUCCAGUUCUGAGGUUCUUGCAUCGAUCGAAAAUAUUAUCCAAGACAUAAUCACAAGCUUGGCAAGAAACGAAGCACCUGCGUUCAUGAUAGAAAACAGAUCGACCUGGGGAAACAUAAAGUUUGAAGAUUCUGUGGGUCUUCAGAUGGCGCCUCACUGCACCACAAGAAAGAUCAAAAGUGAUUCGCCAAAAUCAGUUAGGAAUUUUGCUCUAAUUCUUAAAAUACUGUCUAUGAUUUAUAAACUAGUACAGAGCAACACUUACGCAACCAAAAGAGACAUCUAUUACACUGACAGCCAACUCUUUGGGGAUCAGGCCACUGUGGACAGCACCAUCAACGACGUCUCCUGCAUGCUGAAAGUGCCCAGGAGGUGCCUGCACAUAUUAUCUACAUCAAAAGGUCUAAUCGCCGGCAACCUGAGGUACAUGGAGGAAGACGGCACCAAAGUGCACUGCAGCUGCGCGACAGCUGUUGCUGUACCAUCUAAUAUUCAAGGAAUCUGGAAUUUAAUUACAGAUGCAAAAUUUCUAUUAAUUGUAGAAAAAGAUGCGACAUUUCAGCGACUGCUAGAUGACAACUUUUGCAGCAAAAUGUCUCCGUGCAUCAUGGUCACGGGGAAGGGAGUGCCCGACCUGAACACCAGACUCCUGGUCAGGAAGCUGUGGGACACCUUUCACAUCCCCACGGUCACUCUGGUGGACGCCGACCCGCACGGGAUAGAAAUAAUGUGCAUUUAUAAGUACGGAUCUAUGUCGAUGUCCUUCGAAGCCCAUAACCUCACCGUUCCCGCUGUUAGAUGGCUCGGUCUCCUUCCAUCGGACAUUAAAAGGUUAAACAUACCCAGAGAUAACUUAGUUCCGCUGACAAAACGGGACCAAAUGAAACUCGACAGCAUCCUAAAGAGACCCUACGUUACUUGCCAGCCAUGUUGGAGGAAAGAAAUGGAAACAAUGGCAGGCUCUAAAGUGAAGGCAGCGAUUCAAGCUCUGACCCUCCUGUCACCGGAUUACCUCUCCAGGGUGUACCUCCCUAACAAGCUACAGUUUGGAGGGUGGGUGUAA
Molecule: messenger RNA, 1188 nt
Organism: Artibeus jamaicensis (Jamaican fruit-eating bat)
Lineage: Eukaryota; Metazoa; Chordata; Mammalia; Chiroptera; Phyllostomidae
Gene: SPO11
Product: SPO11 initiator of meiotic double stranded breaks
Exons: 13
Coding region: 1-1188 (395 amino acids)
Biological process (GO): meiotic DNA double-strand break processing; reciprocal meiotic recombination; meiotic DNA double-strand break formation
Cellular component (GO): nuclear chromosome
Molecular function (GO): DNA binding; ATP binding; DNA topoisomerase type II (double strand cut, ATP-hydrolyzing) activity
Source: RefSeq, a predicted model, not a curated record